This is a messenger RNA of Haliotis rubra (blacklip abalone), 2168 nucleotides long. Its product is annotated as ester hydrolase C11orf54-like. Gene Ontology annotation, molecular function: hydrolase activity, acting on ester bonds; zinc ion binding. Bases 117 to 1049 code for a protein of 310 amino acids. The record is from RefSeq and is a predicted model, not a curated record. The transcript has 9 exons. Gene Ontology annotation, cellular component: nucleus. NCBI's taxonomy places the organism in Eukaryota, Metazoa, Mollusca, Gastropoda, Lepetellida, Haliotidae.
UAUACGCGGCUCUGAAUCUUCGCACGGCACGAGGUUGGGAGCUGAACAGAUGUACUGUAGAAGUGGGACAUUUCACAGUGUGCUCGACUUUAUUUCUCCUAGUCAUCUCCACAGCUAUGUCGGCUCCCGUUGUCAAGGCCCCCAUGCACGUGCCCCCUAUGGCAGAGGCAGCCAAAGUAUUGCAAGAAGGACUCGCUAAGAACUUUGAGAAUGUCACAGUGAAUGUGGUGGAGUGUCCGGACCUGACUCAGGAACCCUUCCUAUUGUCAGCCAAAGGUAUAUGUGGGAGUCCGAGACUGGCCGAUGUUGGGGGAACCCCCUAUCUCCUGCCUCUAGCUCAGAGGGACAAGGUGUUUAACUUCCCCCUGAUAUCCAAGCUGGUCAACUUGCCAGGUGCCUUCAUUGUUGGAGCUGGGGCCGGUCCAUGUCAUGUUGUAGGGAGCAACAGCGAGCUGGUGGGCAAUGUGAAGGUUCCGGAGACUGAUAGUGGCAGUGUCAUCAACAACACCUACACUGCCAAGAUACAGAAUGAUGCCUGUGUUCUGGAGAAAGUAAACUCCACAGACUUCUGUCUCAUGGGGAACUUCCUGUGCUCAGAAGGAAAACCAGGAAAGGUAAUUGAAGUUGUUGCAAGCAAGAGAACUGGUCCGGACAACUUCAUGACCAGCUUGAGGACGAGUCUGGCCAAUCACUACAAUACCAAGCCUGUAGCCCUGGGUGGAACCUUCCUGAUAGAGAGUGGGAAGGCCUACCUGCACAUCAUGCCCGACUUCUCCAAGACUCCCCUCACUUCUGAAGCAGACGUCAACAACUGGCUGAAGUUCUUCGAGAUGGACGCACCCCUGGUGUGCCUGGGAGAGCUGGUGUCACAUGACCCUGACCUUGACCUUCGGGUAGAGCAUUUCCACUGCUUCAGCACACAUGGUCAGGGAGGUCACUACCACUAUGACACCACGCCCAACGAGGUCAAGUACAGAGCCUACUUUUCAUUGGCUGAGUUUAUCUACAGAAUUGACCAACCAAAGGAAACUCAUAACAUGGGGCGUUGAGGUCAAAAGUCAAGGUCAUGAACCAUUUUUAAGUGGGUCAAGGUCAAAGUGGGUAACUGACCUUCACUUUAGCUAUCAAAAGUAUUGAAGAUUCGGAACACCUUCCAUCCUUAAUUGGAAUAUGUGAUUGUUUUCUGGUCAAAUCACUUGUUGCACAUCUGGUUGGGGACAUACAGUUUAAUUUAUUGUUGUGAUUAUAUCGAAUCAAAUUCUCAUCAGUACAAAUCAGUAACUUUAGACCAUGUACACAAGAAAAUAGACACCUCAUCUGUAUCCAUGCAAAUUGCACUGAUUCUUUAUCUUUUCUCAUUUUCACAUAUCUUCUUAAUUUAAUGAAAAAGUGUUUCAUAGUUUGUUGAGAAUUAUGGAAUAACAGAACCACAUUUUUCCAUUUUGUAGGUUUUAAUAUGCAGGGAUGGAAAUAACUUUAAAUUGCUAGUGUACUCCGCCACAGUGGCACAUGUAAAAUCACUUGCCCUGAUAAUUUUUCCUCUAUACCGGUCGUUUUCUUGUUGAUUUUUUAAAUAAACAACAUAAUUAACAUUGGAAAGUCAACUGGACACCGGUACAGCGUGAUAUACAAAUUUGCUUGCCCGACAGAAGAAAACACUGGACUCGGACGUCGGGCAAUGGGUUAUUUCCACCCCUGAUAGGAAAGCACAUACUUGCAAGGCUUGUCUUGAUAUUAAGUGAAGCAUAACUCGUUAUGAAAACUUGCCAUUGUAGCAAUACAGUGAUAAUUUAUUUGAUUAUAGUAUUUUGUUACCGCAUAUUGAUGCAAAGCUGUAUUAAAUACCUCUGUACUGCUGGAGAUAUUAGAUAUUCUACAUUCGUCAUCGGAUGUUGGUUGGUCUGAUUUCUGAGGUGAUGAUCUCCGAAUUACAUUUCCUUGCUACUUCGAAACUGUCUCCACAUAAAUAAAACAUUGUUAAGUCAGAGCUGAUGUUUUUGUAUUUUUCAGCUAAAUGGGAGCUGGAGCUUACAGUGAUCAUAUAUAGUUUUCAAAAUCAAUUGUAUUUUAUUUUGUCAGUGUUUACUUGACAGUAUUGUCAAUCAGUGUUUUGUUAUACUUUAUACCCAAGGAUUGAAACAUAAUUCAAUAAAUAUUUUUACACAUUU